AUGGAAAAUGUUUCCAAAAAACACGAUGAUAAAGUUAUUAAAAAAAAGAUGAGUUGUGAGAUAUUAAGUACAAGGUUCCGAGCUUUUUUGUCAUAUUUUCUUCCAAUGGUAUAUGGAAUAUCAUUAUUUAGCGUUGCUUGGCUAAAAGUAUCUUCACCUAUAUUUAUUGCAGUGUGUUUAGCAUUUGGAUCAAUUGAUGUAAUUACAUCAAUAGUUGGUAUGAUUGGAGUUCUUUGCCCAUCCGGACUUGCAAUAAGAUCAACUAUUCCUCUUUUAGCAAUGGAGAAUUUAGUUACAUUCUUGAUUUCAAUUGGAUUGUUGGUUGAAAGCAUAAUUUACAAGGAAAACACAAAAGAUUACUUGAUAUUGGAUUUUAGUGUUGGCUUAACUAUAUCAUUUGUAUUAAUGAUUAGUACUAUUUUAAGUGUGAUAUGUAUUUGGAAAAUAUCUGAUUAUUUAAACGAAAUUGAGGCAACAAGCAUUUUUGAAGAGCUAUCUGGUAAAAAAGUAAGAUCAUCUAAAUAUAUGAAUUCUAUAAAUAAAAUCUCUAGCAAUUUAGAUAAUAAACCUCUUUUAUCGAAACUUAAUUCAAAGAAUAGUGAAGUUAAAAAUCAAGAUAUUUCUAAUAAUAAUAAAAGUGCUAAUGAUCCCAACAAUAAUUUAGCCAUUGUUAUUAAAGAAUAA
Molecule: messenger RNA, 684 nt
Organism: Cryptosporidium ubiquitum
Lineage: Eukaryota; Apicomplexa; Conoidasida; Eucoccidiorida; Cryptosporidiidae
Exons: 1
Coding region: 1-684 (227 amino acids)
Source: RefSeq, a predicted model, not a curated record